CAUUGCCAUUUACCAACUCAUGAUGGCAACCGAAGAAAUUCCAUUGAGAGCUUGAGAGAUCAUAAUACUGCACUGUCGACUAGCUAGACCCGUGCAAUGGAGAGGGCACCGGCUCUGUGUCUUCUGACCACCUUGUUGGCAUUAUAUUUCUUGGUUCCCUCCAGUGCUGUACCUCUCUCAAGAGUGCAAAGGAUGUCCAUGCAAGAGGAUGAUCAGAUACCAUCGGUUGAAAGCAGCACUCUAGAGCCAAAGAUAAAAAUGGAGAGGUUUGUGCAAGAGGAUGAUGAAUCCAUGGUCACCGCAAGGAUGGCCUUCGAGACACAGGACUACUCUCCCCCGGGGCCCAACAACCACCACAAACCACCGGGCUGGAGGUGAACGAGGAUCACUUUGAUGGAUGUCGUGCUCUUGGCUGAAGGCAUGAUGCUCACAAACCUCGGAGAGCCAGCAUUGCAAUGUUUCUUCUCCUAGCUAUACUAGAAUCAUGUCACGAAGAACAAACAAAUUAAAUGAUAUGUUUCGUAUGGUUAAUUAUUGUUACAAUUACUACUACAAAUGGCCAUGUGGUUACACCGUGUGAUAUGUAAGUUUCUUUAAAAGAUUGAGCUUAAAAAGAAUUAUCACUACUAGAGAA
Sorghum bicolor (sorghum) is the source of this 634-nucleotide messenger RNA. RefSeq lists its product as uncharacterized. The coding region runs from base 97 to 378 and encodes 93 amino acids. The record is from RefSeq and is a predicted model, not a curated record. The transcript has 3 exons. NCBI's taxonomy places the organism in Eukaryota, Viridiplantae, Streptophyta, Magnoliopsida, Poales, Poaceae.